AUUCUACAUAAUCAUACUUGCAGGCGGCUGCGAUCCCGUAGAAAAGUGCGAGUCCGUCCCAACUCCCAUCCAUUUCUGUCUAAAUAUUCUUUCGUAUUCUCUCAAAGUCUCUCCCCACUACCCACUCCCCUCUUUCUCUUCAAAAUUCAGAUCUCAUCAUCAUCAAUUAUGCCUCUCGGAAAGCUUGAAGUCCUCCUUGUUUCUGCUAAAGCCCUCGAAAACUCUGAUUUUCUCUCAAGCAUGGAUCCAUAUGUAAUUCUCACUUGCCGCACUCAAGAACAAAAGAGUAGCAUCUCAACAGAUGGAGGAUCAAACCCAGAAUGGAAUGAGACCUUUUUGUUUACUGUAUCUGGAGAAGCUCCUGAUCUCAACCUGAAAAUCAUGGACAAGGAUAAUUUUAGCGCUGAUGAUUUCGUGGGGGAGGCAAACAUUUCAUUAAGUGUAGUAUUUGAAGAAGGAAAUGUCCCACCCACAUCUUAUAAUGUUGUCAAAGAUGGAGAAUACAAGGGCGAAAUCAGGGUUGGACUCACUUUCACCCCCCAAGAGACAUAUGGCAGUCGUGGUCUGGAAGAGGAGUCGUAUGGUGGUUGGAAAGAAUCAUCAUCUGAUUUUUGAAGGAUACACUUCUGUGUUGUUCAUCUCAUUAUAUCAGCUGCAAUGUUGGGCCAUUGGAUAACCUGAGUUUUCAUUAUUACUGCUAAGGCAAGGCCGCUUUACAUUCGGAAUUUGUUUAUCAACUUUGAAGAAGCAUUUCAUACAUGUUUUUCCUAAAUGUAAUGGUGAAUGACUCAAUGGUUUGGUUCGGUUUGAUGGGUUUUAUAAUCUUCAUAUUUGAACCUUUUUUUUUGAGAAUUAUUAAUUGUUGAGUGAUGUUUUUUUCUUUUGAAAUGUAUACAAUUAAUUUAGGACUAAGUUAGAAUUGGUUCGAGGUUUGUCUUAAGAAAGAUUAUGUUGGGUUUUGGAGGUUUGAUUUGUUAUCUUGCCAAUCGUGCAAUAAGAUCA
Messenger RNA from Amaranthus tricolor (Joseph's coat), 1002 nucleotides. RefSeq names its product elicitor-responsive protein 3-like. Bases 169 to 615 code for a protein of 148 amino acids. NCBI's taxonomy places the organism in Eukaryota, Viridiplantae, Streptophyta, Magnoliopsida, Caryophyllales, Amaranthaceae. The transcript has 5 exons. The record is from RefSeq and is a predicted model, not a curated record.